Ilyonectria robusta is the source of this 1719-nucleotide messenger RNA. RefSeq lists its product as uncharacterized. Bases 1 to 1719 code for a protein of 572 amino acids. Lineage: Eukaryota; Fungi; Ascomycota; Sordariomycetes; Hypocreales; Nectriaceae. The record is from RefSeq and is a predicted model, not a curated record. The transcript is spliced from 2 exons.
AUGUCGCCCAGCCUCAAGCCGCUGCUCCUCCCGCAGCUGGUCGACCAGCGCCGCAAGUGGGAGGUCCAACAGUCCAGCCCCGACUGCGAUCUCUCCUACGUCUACUACACCACAAACUCGUCCUCGUCCGACAUCACCUCGCCCGUUACCCCGACCUUUUCUCCCAAGGGCCACUUCCGAGUUUCCAGCUCUGCCUCGUCUCUCGAUCUCCCGCCUCAGUUGCAGGAGAGCCCAGUCUCGCCUACUACGCAAACCGUCCAUUCCAAGUCGAAGAGUCUGUUGCCCGACGUGCAGGAAGAGCCUUUUGAGCCCGAGGACGACGACGACGACGACGCUUCCGAUAUGGACGAUCACUUUGGUCUCUACAGCUGUCUCUGUGACGAGCCCUGUGAGCACCGAAAUAGUUCCGAGGACAUCAUGUUUCACGGCAACCUCGUCAGUGAUUACGACUUGGACUACGACAUGGGAUUCCUUAGCGACGGUGACGUCUCGGUCGACGCCAACUACUCUAACAGGAAAAAGUCGGGAAGCGAAUCCCCAUUCAGCGGCCUCACCUCGCGCAUUGGAUCCCGCCUGCCCAGCAUGACCCGCUGGAAGGCCAGCAGCCGAAGCAGCAGCCGAAGAGGCAACCCGAUCCUCUCUCCCGGCGGCGAGCUCAGCCUCGAGAGCGUCGUGCUUUCGGGUGCUCCCUCAAGCCGCUCGUCGUCCAUGUCUGCCCCGAGCCGACCUGGCCCUGAGCGCGCCAACGAGCCGAUCCUACCCACGCCGGCCCUGUCCUUUUUCGAGAGUACUGAGAGCAUCAAUCUACCUUCGCCCAUCGAUAUCGACCAGCCCAUGACCUACCAGGAACGAUCGAGCCUGGAACGCGAGCGUGGAAUGGCCACCACACCUCUCCUGCCGCCACUCAUGACCAGCGGUCUCAGCAAGCCUCCCCCAGAGUCGCCUCUGCAGUCCCCUACCGUGGCGCCCUCUCCAGCCACCACUGAAAUCCAAUCGCCCCCGCCCACACUCACACAGUUCCCGAGACCGGCCCUCAGCACCAAGCCGUCUGUCUCAUCUUUCCGACACGGCCCAAGUAGCCCCGAGCUGCCUCUCCCGCUCCCCGCGAUGCUACAGGAGCACGAUGAAUGGUCGGACCGUCUCGGACACGCAAACUUCACCAUUACCCCCCUGCCCUACCAGCCCGAGACAAUCAACCUGGAGGCGCUUCGACAGCUGCGCAACGAUUGGGACAUGGCCAGGUGCAACUACACUAAGCAUUUGGUGCGAACUGGCGAGAACUACGGCGAGACGAGCAAGAUUUACGCGCUGACGGAGGCCAAGUGGGCGGAGACGGAGAGGCGAUGGCGAUCGACCCACGACAGCCUUAUGGAGCAGAUUGUGGCGGUGACCAACUCGGCUUCCCCUUCAAUGAACGCCUCCCGAAGCCGCAGCCGAGGCCGCGGACGCGCGCGCGCUAGUAGUGGCGGUACUGCGCUCCUGGGCCGUCCCCCGGUCGACGACGUCUUUGCGGGCAUGCAAUGGCGACGACUGGAGGAUGGACUGCCCAGCGCGGUUCCCCGAUUGCUCGACGCGGAGGGCAAGUUCCCCGCCCGGGGCGACGAGGACAUUGUGGGACCGAUGCAACGGGACGAGGUCAUGCUACGGACGCACAGCGAAGAGCGCAAGGGGGCGCGAUUUUGGAGGAGCCUGGCCGGCAAGGUCGGCCUCCGAAAGUAA